Ostertagia ostertagi is the source of this 1533-nucleotide messenger RNA. The record is from the annotation of a GenBank genome assembly. NCBI's taxonomy places the organism in Eukaryota, Metazoa, Nematoda, Chromadorea, Rhabditida, Trichostrongylidae.
AUGCGGGACCGCAUUACCGGCAUACCUCAGAUCGGCAUCGUCGGCAUCAUUGCCCGCAACGGCAGGUUGGUGGCGUCGACCUACGAGUAUCCCUCGCCACCGGUCAAUCUCUCGGACCGUGAGGCGUUUCGGUUACCCAUGGCGCAGAACAACAACGACAUGCUGUUCAUCGCUCCUUCAAACGGUCGCGCGACGGGCCGCCCGACUUUCUAUCUCGUCCGUCGGGUUGCCGCCCGGUCGGGGGAAGCGCUCGGCGUGGUUUCGGUUGGUCUGAACGUCGACUACUUCGCGGAUUUCUUUCAUCGCGUUUCGAUCGGCGAAGAUAGCUGGAUCACGCUCUAUCGGGCGGACGGAACCAUCCUCGCCACGAGCGUGGACGGGCCCGACGGACUGGGCAAGCGCUUCGAGAAUGGCUUGCCGCGGCGGAUGAUCAUGAGUGGCGUCUCCGGACAGGCGGUUUUCACCGACGAGCCGAGCUGGCGCGAUCCCGAUCGGUCGAGGGCGCGGAUCGUGGUGGCGCGGGAAGUCGAUGGCUAUCCGGUCUUCGUCUCGCUGGUCAUCGGCAGGAGUGUCUUUCUGGCGCCCUGGGCCGCCGCAUCCCGAGUCGUUCUGGGCCUUGCGGUGGCGGCGACCGCGAUCACGUUGGCCGUCGCAAUCUGGCUGCUUCGGUUGCUCGCGAGAACCGAGGCCGCCAACCGGCUGGCGUCGGAGCAGAGCGUCCUGUCCGCCAUUGUGGAUACCCCGUCCGCCAUGACGGCCGUUCUGGACAAUGAAGAGAUCACGACGGGUAUCGCCCAUGAGAUCAGCCAGCCGCUGAACGUCAUUCGUAUGGCGGCACAGAACGCACUGACGGAGAUCGAACCCGAAGAAGGGGGUGCCGGGCACGAUGCGCCCGUGAUGUCGGAGGCCGAACUCAACAAGUUCGUUUCGGCCAAGCUGCACAGGGUGGUCGCCCAGGUCGACCGUGCGGCCUCCAUCAUCGACCGCAUGCGGAUCUUCAGUCGCUCCACCCGUCGGGGGCGUACCGAUUUCGACAUCCGGGACGCCUGCAGGAAUGCGAUCGCCCUCGUGCAGCAGCAGUUCGAGCGCAGCGGCAUCGAAAUCCGCACCAGUCUCGGCGAGAGGACGCUGCUCGUGAGAGGCUACCAGGUGACGCUGGAGCAGGUGUUGGUGAGCCUUCUCGUCAAUGCGCGCGAUGCGCUCCACCAACAGCGGCAGUCCGAGAAGUGGGUGCAGGUCGCCGUCAUGCCCGCGCCGCAGGGCGUGGUCGUGCUGGUCGCCGACAACGGGCCCGGUGUCCCCGCCGCCAUUCGCGACAGGGUUUUCGAGCCCUUCUUCACCACCAAAGCGGUGGGUGAAGGGACGGGCCUGGGCCUCGCGACCUCCUACGGCAUCAUCCGCGACGCCGGCGGCACGCUCUCGCUUUCAGAGACCGGGGAGGGCGCCACGUUCCGGAUCGAGCUUCCGACCGUGGCGAAUGCCGAAUCCGCCAUCGCCACCAGCGUCACCAUUGAACCAGGAAAGAACCCAUGA